GUUUUGUUUCACACGCAUCCAGGGUUUUGCGUGAACGUGACGUGGCUUGCUUGUAAAACUUAAGAGCUAACUUCCGAAGUGAGCCAUUAUCAGAGGUUCAUAGCACGUGAGACGUCGACGGUCUGGUAAUCUGUUCUGUCUCCUGCGCAUCAAUCGACAAGGAUAUGGCCCUGCAGAUUCCCUCGCGAGUUCUGGAAGGUGCUCGUAGAGCGAGGUCAAAUAUGAAUUCAUUCUUUCGCAAUUCUAAUGGAGUUGUAUGUUGUUAUGCGGAUGGUUCCUGCAUGGAGCCCGAGAGGAACGCUGGUGUUGGAGUCUGGUUUGGACCUGACAACGUUGCGAACAUCUCGGAGCCUCUGCCUGUUCCGGGGACGAAUAACCGUGCAGAACUUCUGGCACUGCUCUAUGCGAUCUACGCUGCUAAAGAAGCUGGAUUGCAGCAGCUGGUCAUCAGGUCAGACUCACAAUACGCCAUUAAUUGCGUUACGGAUUACUUGCCGAGGUGGAAGAGCAACAGCUGGAGGACUAUGGGUGGUGAUGAUGUUCAAAACCAAACCGAAAUAAGGGCUAUUGAUGGAGCGAGCGUUGGUAUCUCCGUGAAAUAUGAGUGGGUCGAGGGCCACGCCGGCCAUCACGGGAAUGGUGAAGCGGAUGCUCUGGCGAAGAAAGCUGCGGAGCAAUCGUUGCGAAAUCAUCAGGCCGGUUACUGAAGUAUUUUGAAAAUCCCUGUGUUCCAGUUCACACCUUAGUUAACUACAGAGCUGAUGAACAGGGAGUGUCAGUGCUUCGCGGAAGCAUGAGCGUGAGUUUUGUUGAUGGAGAACUUUGACGACACGGACAUUACUUUCCUGCAUUCCGAAAAAUUACAUUGUGUGUCCUUGCUUCCUGUGAGCAAUUUCUCUUGAAUCAGGUCGUUUCAAUCACGAGUUCUGCUUGUACCGUUUGUAAUUAAUUUCCCAGGGGUCGGCUUCUGCUCCAGCAGCUUGGCUUUCGUUACACGGUGUGACUUGCAUUUUGUACUCGAAAUGUGUGUCCCCUGAGUAAAAAUUUCCUUGUUUCUCUGCUCAA
This is a messenger RNA of Notodromas monacha, 1065 nucleotides long. The record is from the annotation of a GenBank genome assembly. Lineage: Eukaryota; Metazoa; Arthropoda; Ostracoda; Podocopida; Cyprididae.